AUUUUUUCACUCUUUCUUCAUUUCGUUUUCAGUUAUUAAUUGAAUUUGUCUGUAGUAGACCACCCCAUAUGUUAUUGUUAGAAAAAGGAUAGUACAUCCUUCAAUCAAUACUGGUUUAUUUAUUUUAUUAUAUAUAGUAUUUAUUCCUUAUAUGAAUGAAGCUAGAGUUCUUCAUUCAUUGAAUUCAUAAAAUCUUUUUCUCUUUAAUUUCUUUGUGAUUUUCUUAGUUUCCGUAGUAAAUUUGAUUAUCGAGGAGAUAUGGAAACUUCGCAGUCUCUCUCGAUUGAGAGUUUUUCGUAUAGUUGGUUAGUAGAUUUGGGGGAUUCUUUCAGAGCUGCUAUGGAUGAUUCUGGAGAUGAUUAUGAAACUGCUUUUAUUGAGAUGGAUCCUGCACUACCUCCAUCAAAGAGGUUUUUUAAUGUGAAUCCACAGGAUUUGAACUUUGAUUUUCCUACAUCGGAUUCUUCUUCAACUCUUGUUCAUGCUGAUGAACUCAUUUCAAACGGCUUCUUGAUGCCUCUGUUCAUCAAGAAGCCGAUGAAGAUGGAGUUGGAUUACGAUGUAAUUGAAUCCGACUCCAUCGUGAAUUCUCCUGAUGCGCAGCAGGAGGAUGAAUCGCGUUCGUCCUCUUGCAGGAGGGUGAAUCGGUGUGUAUCGUUGAGGAGAUGCCGGAGUUUGUCGAGGAGGAUUUUGUUGAAGUAUUUUGAUUUUCUUAGACCGUUUUGCCAGAAAAUAAGAAGGUGUAGUAGAAUUGGUAGGUGCAGAUCAAGUAGUGGAAAGGAAGUGAUGAAGAAGUGGGACUAUUGUUCAGCAGCAACAUCUCCAAGGACAAGUGUAGCUUAUUCUGUUGAUAAUUGGCGCAGAUCUUGUGAUUCUGAAAGCUCUAUUUAUGAAGCUGUUCUACAUUGCAAAAGAAACCAUUAAUGGUAAAUAGAGAAAAUGAGAAGCAAGUAAUAUGGGAUGAGAGGUCUAAAGAAGUUCACAUGUGACUGAGGGGUCGUUUGGUGUGAGUGAUAGAAAUAAAUAGUGAUGAGAUAAGAAAAUAGUGAUAGGAUAAAGUUUUUGUAUCUUGUUUGGUUGCCAUGUUUGAGAUAAUUUAUCCCACCAUUUAUAUCAUAGUGAUGGAAUAAGUUAUCUCGUAUAUAUGGUAGAAUAAGUUAUCCCAAAAUAGUUAAUCCCAAAAUAACGUAUCCUGAAAUAACUUGUUACCAAUCAAACGACCCUGAAUCCAUUAAUUGUCACUUUGUAUA
Solanum tuberosum (potato) is the source of this 1250-nucleotide messenger RNA. RefSeq names its product probable membrane-associated kinase regulator 6. The transcript is spliced from 2 exons. The record is from RefSeq and is a predicted model, not a curated record. Bases 259 to 924 code for a protein of 221 amino acids. Lineage: Eukaryota; Viridiplantae; Streptophyta; Magnoliopsida; Solanales; Solanaceae.